UUUCCGCUUGGCGGGCCACAGUCUCUAUGCGCUGUUCCGACCUAGGCCUGUGACCAAUUCUGCCCAGUAGAAUGAACUGGACUGCUGCCACGUGCUGGGCUCUGCUGCUGGCCUCCGCCUUCCUCUGUGACAGCUGUUCAGCCAAGGGUGGCCGCGGAGGCGCUCGAGGCAGCGCCCGCGGGGUACGCGGAGGCGCGCGCGGGACAUCAAGAGUGCGCGUGCGGCCAGCACCCCGCUAUGGCUCCACUCUGCGUGUGGCGGCUGCAGGGGCAGCCGCAGGUGCUGCAGCGGGUGUGGCUGCGGGCCUUGCCACCGGCUCGGGCUGGAGGAGGACCUCGGGGCCUGGAGAGCUAGGCCUGGAGGAUGAUGAGAACAGGGCAACUGGAGGCAAUGGAACUGACCGAGAAGUCUACAGCUACUGGGCCUGGACUUCGGGCUCUGGGUCCACGCCCAGCCCACGUAUUUGCCUACUUCUGGGUGGCACCCUUGGUGCCUUAGAACUGCUUUGGCCCUAGAUCAGGCUAGCUCCGGUCCCAGAUCGGCUCCUAGCCUGCAUCUUUGGGGCCCUAGGACCUACCCCAGUGGUCUCCAGAUCAGAAGGUCACUUCCUUUUGCUGACUAUGGUUCCCCCACCCAGAUGACAGUCUGGGCAUUCUGAAUCCGCAAGAUCUCUUGCAGUUUGUGGACAUUGUCUACUCUCUUGCCCAUCCCAGUUUCCCAAUCUUCCACAUUGGCAGGAACACCUUCACUGCCAGGAAGGCAGGCAGCACUCCACUCUCCAGAGCAGCCCAGGAGGAAGUACCAGGCCAUGCCUAUCUGCUUGCACUGAACACAAAAACAUGAAUAACCACCGAGAAGAGGCCAUCCUCAGAAAGCAAGCUGCUGGCAGCAACACACUUUAGAUGCCUACAGGUAGAUGGAGGUCCACCAUGCUGGGAUACCCUCUACACAUCCCACAGGCACCAUGGUACCAAUGGCUAGAUGGUGGUCCCCUUCCAGUGCUCCUCUAGCCUGUGAGAAGUUGAGCCUACAGCAGAUGUCCUGAGAUACAGGCUCUGAAAGUACAAGGGGAGAGGACAUUUCUGGGCUUUUCUAUUCCAAACCUCCUGUUGAUGUCUGUGCACACAUGUAUCAGUGAAGAGUUCAUUGUGAAAUAAAGUCCUCUGCUGGUAGCAAGCUUCUUCCUCAUUGCAGGACUUUGA
Molecule: messenger RNA, 1202 nt
Organism: Phodopus roborovskii (desert hamster)
Lineage: Eukaryota; Metazoa; Chordata; Mammalia; Rodentia; Cricetidae
Gene: Sprn
Product: shadow of prion protein
Exons: 3
Coding region: 72-515 (147 amino acids)
Biological process (GO): protein import into nucleus
Cellular component (GO): nucleus; membrane
Molecular function (GO): nucleic acid binding
Source: RefSeq, a predicted model, not a curated record